AUGGCGCAAAUUCAAACGUAUUCGUCGCCGAUCGAGAGACGAAAAGGCCUCAUGCCUCCGUCAUUUAAACAUCUAUCGAGUCAAUGCGACAGACGUUUGAUAUAAUAUGGCGUAGUUUAUUUAUAAGUGUGAUUAGUGACGCAACUAAGAGGUUAAUGACAUAAUUCAAGAAAACUGUGAAGGGAACCAAAGGAACCUGGAUCACCCUGUUAAUUUUUCUGUGUUUCCAUCUACGCGGAGUAGUGCGAGAGGGAUCUCCUUAUGUGCCUACGAUGCUCCUUUGGUCUGAGAGAAGGUUAAAAGGAAAGCUGUCGUUCCAACAUCAGCAAUGAGACCUGACAGGGCCAGCCGUCAACAUCGAGGUCUCACUCCGAGAUUAUACUUUCGUGUUUGUAGUGCAAUAUAUGUACUAGUUAGGAACUUGUGUUUGAAGUGUUCGGACUUAAGAAUAAUGGGAUGCUCUCAGUUUCACCCUGUUCAGUUGCUGGUCAUCUACUGUGCAUUACUACUACUAGGAAUAUUGUUUGAACUAGAUCUUCCCUUCAACAGAGGUCUAUAUGAUAAGAAGCUCGAGGACAUUGUUUUGCAAGUUCAGCAGAAAGGUGUAAUGCAACUUGAAAGAGACCAUGGAAGGAAAUUAAUGAAGUCUGACUUGAGGAGAUUUCUUGAAAGUAAAGAGUUUGAAAGACCUUAUCAAAGUGUUUCUAAAAGUGUUUCCUUCCCAAGAUCAGAAUAUGAAAAAAAUACAGAUCUUAGAAAUCUACUGAAAAGGAAAAAUAAGUUUAAGGAUAAUUUAAUGAUUGAAAAUUUUGACAGUUACUCCAGUGUUCAUUAUAAACAGAAAAGAAAUAUAAAAGUCUCCUCUGAACUAAAUGCACUUGAUGAAAUCAUUUUGUUGCUGACAGUGCCAAGAACGUUUUGUGCAGAAUUAGUUUCAUCAUUUGCAGUUAAUUCCAGUCCUGUCCCCUUUUAUCAUUGUAGUGCUAGAAACCUUGGCCGAUGUUUUGCAAGUAAUUCAGGUUAUGGCCAUUACAGUUACCAGUUUACUCAAAACUGCUUCAAGAAUAAGAAACUAGCAGGUUAUGAUGUCAGUUCUGCUAAGCUACUACAAGACAUGGACAGAAAUAGUCAAGUUCAUUCUAUGGAUGCCAGUGAUAACAGAAAAGGAAUUGUUGAUGAAAUCGAAGCACAAAAAAUUAAUGUUGAUAACACUUACAUCUUUGUGAAAGAAUUUAUGGACUUGAAGUAUUUGCCUGUUAUAAGGCUUGAUUAUAAAUUGAACCUCGCUGGCCUGAACUCUCUACAUAAAUAUGAAGUUUUAUCAAAACUUCUGAAGGUCAUUAGAUGGGUUUUGAAGAAGCAGCGGUAUCAUCUGGAAAGAUCAUCAGCUGACAGUCGUCAUCUCCAUGAUUAUCUUCAUCAGGAAGGACUCCAACAGCCCUUGUACAUAUACACUAUAUGGCAUCUUCAUAGUGGUGGGAAUUCUUUGCAGUGAAAUGAUCGCAUUUCCAGUUGUACCCUUUAUAGUCCAUGUUCUUGGGGCUUCCUGAGAGAGAAACUGUCGCUGAUGACAAGCAAGAAAUACAGAACGUUUACACAAAAACUCAAGCUCUUAAAGCGCAUUUAUUUCCUAAUUACCUUAAUUCUGUAUACGUAUUUAUACAUGAAAACUUACAGUAUAUGUACAUAAAAAAUCUGAAAUAAAUUCCUAUUAAAUCUAUGUACACUCACAACGCAAUCACACAAUAACUACCGUAUUCUAGACUUAAACUAUAAAACAACUAGACACUAGAUUAACAUGCUAUUGUUACUUUUAUUCUCAGAGAGUAAAACCUUUCAAGUACGUAAGUAGUUAUGAAUACCAAUAGCAACAUGUCUGAAACUUUUUCAAGCGCACUGGUGCAACUUCUCAAUGCUUCUAACUGCAAUACAGUCUUUCGUCUUGGCUUGCCUUUUUACUCAAACUUCAGCAGCAUGGAAACAAAAGGAUGGUGAAUUUUUUAGUAUUUUUAUUUAUUUCACUCCACUUAAAUUACAAAUGACCACCAUAAACAAAUCCACUAAUUAGGGUUUUUCCUCGUCUCAAGGCUAAGAAGUCAUAUCUUCUCUUUUUGUUUUCAUUAUAUGCAUACAGUAAAAUUGAAAAAAUAUAAACUUUUCACUUCUAACCACUGGCAGUUUGUAUUCCUAUAAUCUGGCCAAUCCUUCAUUUGUGACAUUUGGUGGGUUGGAUUUCUAAAUGAAUAAAGAGAUACUGCUUUUUAGUUUGCCGUUUACAAUAAACAGGACACUGCUUAUGCUGAACAUAAAUAUGCAUAAGGGCUUCUAAACAGGAUCAAACACCCAAAGAGGGAGAGAGGUUGGUUGUCCUUCAUUCAAUCAUUCCUAAAACAGGAAAAAAAAACCCCUACAACCGGCCACACUAAAGCACAUAACAAACAAUUUAAACAUACAAAAACACACACACACACAAAAAUUACAAUCUUCCAUACAAACCACUGCCUUUUCAGAAACCUACCACAAUGUGACUGACAGCAAAAUUUGUUUGUUUUUUGUCUUCCAAAAAUGUAUUAUCUGUACUACACAUUUUUAAAACAUUAUGAACAUAGUGUGUGCAUAUGUGCUAAUACCCGUUGGUUAAAGGCUCAAAUUAGCAGUAUCUUAGAGAGAGAGAGAUUAUUUAGGACUCUGAGGCUUGGCAGAUGUACAAUUACUAAAUAAGUAAUUGUACAUCUGCCAACCUUACGAAUUUACACUACACAAAAAUUUACCGGUUUUUAGAAUUUUGGAUAAAGGAUUGUGUACCUGUACCCGAGGCGAGUAUACGGCAUGAUAGUUUUUAAUAUAUUGAGAGAUAAUAUUCAGGGGUAUCAUAAUGCUUCAUUUGAUCAUAUUGGAAUAGAAACCAUAAUUAAGGAUGACCGCUAGGGGCGCUGCUGUCCGUGGCGUCAUUAGUAGUAGUAGUAGCGGCCGCAUCACCCGUUAGUAUCAGCUCUCUCUAGUGGGGAUUUUAGAUUGGAAGGUCUAAAUGGUGAAUGACUCGUGGUAGUGAUCCCACUCGCCCCUAUUCUCAUACCGACACUUCUUUUAUAGAGUGAGCGAGUCAGUUUUACUGACAUUUUCUUAAUUUUUUUUUCUCUGGUAAUUUUAGAUUAAUUUUGUCUAGAAAGAAUGAUAUUAAGGAUACUUUCAUAGGGCGACACGAGCCAAUCACCCAGAAAUAGAUUUUUCCUACGUCAAAAUCCCUUUUAUAUGAGGGUAUCUUAAAGUGCAAGCUGGAAACUGGUCAAAAACUUUAUAACGGGGUGUUAACAGUGGGAGAAGACAAGGGGAGUGGGGGAGGAUCCCUCACUCACUGACUGUUGCCUUCACUUUUCUUUUGGCUGCUGUCAGUGGUGGGAUAUCUUCCUGCACUCCCCACAUGCCUAGUCGAAAUCAUGUAGGCAAGUAUUUUCUCAUUUAAUGACUUUGGUGUAUGUGUUCCUUUUUUGUUGUAUCGGUCUGUUUUUUUAUCCUUUGGAUAAAAAACACAAAAUUGGUUGCUGGAAGGGACAUGGCUGCCCUUGUAGACAAUUUAUGCUGCCAUUAGCGAAAGAUCUCCAUACUGUAUAUGUAUGCUUCUUGCAAGAGGAGGGCCUGCCAUACCAAAGAAAGAUUUGGCCUACCCUCAACAUCCCCAUGUCAUCCAUGCAGGCUUCUUUGGAGGGUGAUAAACAGUGUUCGUCAUCCUCAGUCGUUGGAGGACACUGGUGGCUCCUCAUUGGCCUCAUGCCAAGUGUCACCAUGAUGUGCUGUCUCUUCUGGUCAAAGCACAAACAGAGUUGCCUCUGUGGCCCACCUUUCUGUGCCACUAACACCAGGCAGUACCUACACCCCCUCCACCUUCACAUGUAUGGAAGUUAUCCAGUGCCUCCUGAGUGUGAGAUAGAGAGAAGUGGGGGGAGAGAGAGGUGGAGGAAGGGGCUUGUCUCACAGGGCUGCGAUGAAGAUGUCCAGGUACCAUAUGUAUUCUUCAGCAAGCUUGUACCAUUGGAGGUGGGCCAUAUAUAUGUACUGUGACUUGUGUCGUAGAAGGGGUGCCUCUCCAGUUGGGGCAUCUAUUCACCAGGUUGCAGACUUCUUCAUCUACCAUCAUUGAAACAGACUUCUUUCAGUAUUUGCAGUAAAAGGCUAUCGCUCUGCCUUAUUGCAGGUGUUCAUACUGAAGUGUCUAGACUUCUCAUCUUCUGUGGAGUUGUUUGUGCUAAUGAUCAAUUCUGAAGUCUUUCCUCCUCAGAAGCUUUGGCCCCAAAGCAGGAUGUGCCCUUAGCGCUCAGGAGUCUUAUCAGGGCAUCUUGUUCCUUGGACUUAAACCUUAUGCUUAGUACCAUUUUCUACUUAGCUCUGGCAUCACCAGUGAGGUUGGGAGAGUUACAUAGUUUUUAUCUUGGCCAGCAACCAGAAAGACAGAUCUCUCUCCUCCUUUUUCAUUUCUGAGUUUAUAGCUAAUAUUCAAGAUCCAUCUGUUCCAGACAAUUGGUUCAAGAGUUUCACAAUCUCCUCCCUUUAAGACUUAGUAGGUGAUGAGUUGCUGCUCUGCCCAGUUCAUGUUGUUAAUUACAGAGACCAGAGUGCAGGUACUUUUUCAUUAGGUCAGGUUGUUACGAGGAGGUGUCUAGGAAUACCAUUUCUAUUUGGCUUCAUGAAGUAAUCAGACAGGCUUACACCACUUCUGACGAAGAGGUUGACCUCCCUUCUUUUGCUGGAACUCAUGAAGUCAGAGGUUUGGGUACAUCUCUUGCUUUUUGGAAGAAAUUUUCUGAUUUUCAGGGAAUGAGGACAGGCUGCCUUCAAGAAGUCCUAGACACCUUUUUCAUGAGACCUGUGGUGGCUGCCCAACAAAUUGUGUAGUCACUUUAGCAGCUCUGGAUUUAGACAGGGUCAGUUUCUUAUGUGAGGUAUCUAGGUUACGUAUAAAUGAGUAAUAUGUGUGAAUGUGGAAUGGCUGGAUUCCCUUUCCCUUAUUCCUUUGGGAGCAGCAUCCAGGCUGCAGUACGAGCUGGAGUUGUAUGACUUACUGGUGAGCAUACUAUGGGUAUCCAUAUCUGUGUCUGGGAUAGGAAAGCAUUGCCCUUGUCCUCUUUCCAAUAAUUUUGAGAGCCUUCCGACUUUCUCUCGAGGGAGGUGUCAUGGUUUUCCAAAAUAUUCCUUAUUUAGUAACUCCACUUUGUUUGAGAAGGGGCACUCAGGCCCAGUCCCUACUACUCUGGCCAAUUAUUUAGUGUAACUGGUAAGAGGUUACAGGAGUCAUGUCUUGCCCUAUUUGCUGGGCGUCAGGGAUCACAGACACCUUGGUGCUCUCAGCUACAUUCAGUUGAAGGGGAUUGAUCUCCCAUAUAAGGAGUGGGUUCUUGAAUAAAAAUGCGUUGGCUUAUAUUUUGGUAGGAACAAAUAAAUUUUUAAUAACAAUUUGUAUUUUUCUUGGGUAUGCCAACCAGAGCCUUUUCUAUUUGGUCUUACCUCAACCACCCAGCUGAAUCUCGGAAGCUGUAGGAAAAGUGAAGACAAUGGUCAGUGAGUGAAGGAUACUCCCCACUUGGCCCCCUAUCUUCACCCGUUCACCUCUUUUGAUUGGUUUCUAUCUUGUGCUUGAAGAUACUCCCCAAAAAUUAAGGCUGUGGUUUGUAUACAUAGGAAAAAUACAAGCUGUUCAAAUUUUUUUUUCUUUUUUUUAAUAUCUUCUAAUUCUUCAGUAUAUAAUUUAUCACAACAAGACUGUAUUUACAAUUAUUGUGCAGAAACUGUGGCUUUUGGGAAUGAAGUCUAGCUUUAUAUUUUUUCCCAUCAGGAGUAAAUUGAUGAUCCUUUCCAUAGUUCUCACCAGCAGGGUAUUUUAAUUCCAUGGUUUUAUUACAUGGUAGAAUGGGUAAACAUGUCUUUCCCAGUAAACAGCAUAUUUAGUUGUGCCAUUUGCUUAAAAAGUCAUUUGAGUCUGUUACCCAGGUAUAUGGCCAGCUUUAGUUUACACUUCUAAGUUCUACUUAUAUUUAGACUAGAUAAUGUAUGGUUUGAUUAAAACGAUGAUAGACCACAGACUAAUACCAGUUUGCAAUACAUAUUUUUAAAAUUGCCUUAUUUAUGACCAUUUGGUAAUAAACCUUAUAUUUCAUAUACUAAAUACUUUAUGGUUCGUAUAAAGUUGACAUAAAAUUGCAAUGGAAUAUAUUUUUUUAAAUUAAGCUCAACUGUAUCAGUUUUGUAGCUUCAUUUCAAUUUGAUGUUUAUGUAAUUGUUCUUACAUUGUGUUUCUGAAGAAAUAAUUUUUAAAUUAAUUUUGUAUGUUUAUAUAUUUUAUUUAGUUGUCUUUUGGUCUUAGUAGGAUGGCUACUAUCUUACAUUUCUUGUUAACUGGUUAUUCUGAAUGUCAUUAUCCAUAGCAUGAUCACUUCCCCUCUAACACUUGUAUACAAGCAAUUUUUAGUGUCUUGUGCACCAAAAUAUCACUUCUUGUGUCAGUCAUUCAAGUUAGACAUCAUCUUUGGUGCCUAACAGAGCUGUUUUUGGAAGGAAAUUGUUUCCAUUUGUAGAAAGAUUUAGAAUAGUUUUCCCACGGUUAUAGUGGCAUUGGUACUUAG
Molecule: messenger RNA, 6614 nt
Organism: Macrobrachium nipponense
Lineage: Eukaryota; Metazoa; Arthropoda; Malacostraca; Decapoda; Palaemonidae
Exons: 6
Coding region: 329-1495 (388 amino acids)
Source: RefSeq, a predicted model, not a curated record